AUGUCUCCACGCGCGCAGGGUUCGCAGGCCCGUCGGUCGGCCAGCAACUUCGUGCCCAUGGUUGGCAACUUCAGUGUUCAGUACAACUUCACUUCAGCAUCAAUCGCUGUUCACAUCCUCAGUGACCCAGGAUACCUUGGCCAUGCUCUCCGCGAGGAGCCAAAGUGGGCUGAUAACCUGACUUUGGCAACGGUGUUCCUCGGGGCAAUGGUCGGAAUGUUGGUCAUGGGACGCCUUGGCGACAUGGUGGGCAGAGCUCGUGCGAUGCAGGUGACCCUGGCGUUCACUGUGCUUGGCUCAUUGAUCCCAGCAUGUGCCUUCGGGGGUAGCGACACUACGUAUGCAGUCGUGUGCAUUGGCCGGAUGGUCCUGGGAAUUGGUGUAGGUGGAACCUAUCCCCUCUCUGCAGUGAGCUCUGCUGAGGGCUGUGAGGAAUCGCUUUCGCGAGGAAAGCAUGUGGGCCAGGCUUUUUUCCUGCAGCAAUUUGGCCAGCUUGCUCCAUACUUGGUGGCGAUGCUCCUGCUAGCGCUGUUUCAGCCUUCCACUCCCGCUGAAUGGGUUCCCCAGCUACAAUUUCGACUGCUGUUUGCACUUGGGGCAGUUCCCGCUCUUGUGGUUUUGGUGUCCUCCUUCAACGAGCAGGACUCGGAGGAGUUCACGGAAGCACAAGUAGCGCAAGCCCGGGGCAGCCUGCGGCUGCGCCAUGCAGGCGUCGCCUCCACGCUGCUAGGCACUGCCGGUUCCUGGUUUUUCUAUGAUACUGCCUUCUACGGCACAACGAUCUUCGCGCCGACCAUCCUCGAGCGAAUGUGUCUCACAGGUUCCAUGGUGGAUGGGCGCUGUCAGCAGUCGCUGCAGCAGAUCUCGCUACAGUCCGCCAUCAUAACAGCGAUGGGCAUCCCAGGCUGCUAUGCUGCGAUGAUGAUGAUCGACAGGAUGGGUUGCAAACGUCUGAAUGCCUACGGCUUCCUGGCUCUCGCAGCGUCUUUCGCCGCGCUGGCUUUGGCCUGGAUGCUGGCACCGCAGCUGCAUUUUCUGCACUUCGUGCUCUUUUGCCUUCUGACUUUUCUGCUCAGUUGGGGUCCUAACCUUGGCACCUACGUUCUCCCAGUUAUCUGCUUCCCCACGGUUAUCCGGAGCACAUGCCACGGCUUAUCCAGUGCAGGUGGCAAGGUUGGUGCUGUUGCCGGCGCUUUGAUCUUCCCGCCCAUCAGCACAGGCCCUUGCGGCAUCACGGGAGUGCUCUGGCUCCAAGCCGUGAUGUGCCUGCUGGGGGCAGUCGUCUCCUGGGCCUUCCUGAAGCACGACUGGGAAUACAUGGCAUCUGGAUCUGGCAGCUUCACGUUCAGCGUGGAAGUCGCCGGGCCGAUCUUGGCGCAGGGGAGCUGA
Molecule: messenger RNA, 1389 nt
Organism: Symbiodinium sp. CCMP2456
Lineage: Eukaryota; Dinophyceae; Suessiales; Symbiodiniaceae
Source: the annotation of a GenBank genome assembly